AUGGGCCGUAGUGACAGUCCGACGAAAGAACACUCGAAGAGGAGCAAAAAGGCACAAACCUCUUCCUCUCCGUCUCGCGCGCCUUCUCUGUUCUCUUUAUUUGGGAAGAAAAAAAGCUCACCUUUGGAGAAAUCCCGCGCAAGAAUGGCGGGCCUCGGCGGCGGCGGCUGGGGCGCGGAGUACGACGACGACGACGACUGGGGGCUGAGCGCGGAGCAGCUCGACCAGCUCGAGCAGGACGCCUACCGCAAGCUCGCCGAGCGCAAGGCGUCCUCCUCCGCCGCCUCCACCGCCCCGGCCACCUCGCCGCUCCCCACCCGCGCCGCCCACGCGCCGGGGGCCGUUCCCUAUUCGCCGAUCAAGAAUAACCACCCAGCAUCCAGGGUUGCCCUGGAUUCUCACUUCGCCAAGGUAGAAUCACUUUCUCCUUGCCGGCUUAGUCAACCAAAUGGAUUGGUAAAUGCAGUUAAUAAUAGUCAGGGCAAUUCGUCUAAGGUAUCUGUACAUCUUUUCCUUCAUUCUACUUGUGUGGUCGCAGCGAAGUUCCAGUACAACCAGAAACUUGUGGAUGCAUUUCACAAGAUCCCCAAAGCCUGCUGGAACGGGAAGGAGAGGAUAUGGAUGUUCCCGCCAUCAUCUUUAUCAAUCGCAGAGGAAGUUCUUAACGCCGUACCUGGAAUAGCUGUUGAGGUCCAAAAAUUGGAUCCGCUGGUCAAGCGUGCCUUAACUGCUGCUUUAGCUGUCAAAGAUCUUCAAGGUUUGUAUGACAAGAUUCCAACUGAUGUUGAGUCAAAGCUUAUGCCGUUUCAGCGUGAAGGUGUCAGGUUUGCUUUACAACAUGGUGCUCGGACUCUGAUAGCAGAUGAAAUGGGUCUUGGCAAGACAUUACAGGUAUACGCAAUGGCUUCUUGCCUUCAUGACGCCUGGCCAGUUCUUGUAAUUUCUCCAUCAUCCUUGCGACUACAUUGGGCUUUUAUGAUUCAGCAUUGGCUUAAUAUCCCCAAAGAAGAUAUCUUGGUGGUGCUACCACAAACUGGAGGAUCAAAUAAGGCAGGAUACAGAUUAGUAUAUUCAAAUACUAAAGGAGAUUUUCACCUGGAUGGUGUGUUCAACGUGAUAUCUUAUGAUGUAGUCCCCAAGAUAAAAGACAUGCUUCUGAAGUUGGAUUUUAAGAUAGUUAUAGCUGAUGAAUCACACUUUAUGAAGAAUGCUCUAGCGAAGAGAACAAAUGCUUCACUUCCUGUUCUGCAGAAAGCUGAAUAUGUGGUUUUGCUAAGUGGCACCCCUGCGUUAUCUCGUCCGAUUGAGCUGUUUACUCAGCUCCAGGCAUUGAACCCAGAUGUUUACAAGAGUGUUAAUGAGUAUGGUAAUAGAUAUUGCAAAGGUGGCUUCUUUGGGCUGUAUCAAGGUGCUAGCAAUCACGAAGAGCUUCAUAACUUGAUGAAAGCAACUGUCAUGAUACGCAGGUUGAAGAAAGAUGUUCUUUCACAGUUGCCUGUUAAACGCAGACAACAGGUCUUUCUGGAUUUAAGUGAAAAAGAGAUGAGACAUAUCCGUGCUCUGUUUCAUGAGUUGGAGACUGUGAAGAUCAAAAUCAAGUCCUCCGACUCUAAGGAGACGAUGGACUCCCUCAAAUUUGCUCAAAAGAAUCUUAUUAACAAGAUCUACACCGAUUCAGCUGAAGCCAAAAUUCCAGCAGUGCUAGAUUACCUUGGUACUGUAAUUGAGGCUGAUUGCAAAUUUUUAAUAUUUGCACAUCAUCAACCUAUGCUUGAAGCUAUUCACCAACAUCUCUUGAAAAAGAAAGUUAAGUGCAUAAGAAUUGAUGGCCAAACACCUGCACCUGUAAGACAAACUUUAGUCACAGAUUUCCAGAAUAAUGAUGACAUCAAGGCAGCAGUGUUAUCCAUAAAAGCCGGAGGAGUUGGGUUAACUUUGACAGCAGCAAGUACAGUAAUCUUUGCUGAGUUAUCAUGGACUCCAGGUGACCUUAUUCAAGCCGAAGACCGUGCCCACCGGAUUGGUCAGGUUUCUUCAGUGAACAUAUAUUACCUUCUUGCAAAUGACACCGUGGAUGAUAUUAUAUGGGAUGUUGUGCAAGGGAAACUUGAGAAUUUGGGACAGAUGCUGGACGGUCAGGAGAAAACACUGGACGUGUCCCAGAGCGACACCAGGCCGAGCCCCUCCAAGCAGAAGACGCUCGACGCCUACCUCAAGCGUUGCAGCAACUCCACAGAAGCUCAGCCCAGGCUCAAGAACCCUAGGUUCUGAGUCUUGUCAGGCUUAGCUUAUCUUAAACUGUAAAACUGUAACCCUAGGUUUUGUUUGGCAUGGCUCUCUUACCCUUAAACUGUAAUCCUCCUGCAUCAACAAGGGAAGGAAGGAAGGAAUGCAGUUGCAGUGUCAGGUAGCCGUGUUAAGCACCUUACCCACACACUGGUAUAAUGAUCACAACCGUGCUGUAUUUUGGCCUCUUUUGUAAUGAGAUACUCCUACAAUACUUGGUGUAAUGAUCAUCUUAAGUAAUUAAUGCACUCCAGUCUGUUGAUUUACCUAAAAGAAAUAUGAUACGUAGUAUG
Messenger RNA from Oryza brachyantha (malo sina), 2579 nucleotides. RefSeq names its product SWI/SNF-related matrix-associated actin-dependent regulator of chromatin subfamily A-like protein 1. Gene Ontology annotation, biological process: replication fork processing; DNA repair. The coding region runs from base 1 to 2271 and encodes 756 amino acids. Gene Ontology annotation, molecular function: ATP binding; ATP-dependent chromatin remodeler activity. Gene Ontology annotation, cellular component: nuclear replication fork. The transcript is spliced from 25 exons. The record is from RefSeq and is a predicted model, not a curated record. Lineage: Eukaryota; Viridiplantae; Streptophyta; Magnoliopsida; Poales; Poaceae.